UGGUAGUAGUGCUCGUAAUUACUGGAUCCGGGCAGAACUUGUUCAUUAUCCCGAUAAAAUGGCAGAAGUCCCUAUUGACAACUCGACGAAAAGUUUCACACUGCUGUGUGAUAUGAGAGACAUUAUAAAGGAUCAGGCGAAGACAAUAAAAUCACAGACAUUUCAAAUCGAGCUGCUGGAGUUGCAAGUUGAAAAAUAUCGUAAAGAACGCGACGAUUUACGAGAGCAAUUAGACGAACUUACUAAACAUUUUUUAAAAGUAGAAGAUUUUCCGUACACGUCACAAGAUUCACACGAUUCAACGGACAGUACGUUUGAAAACAGUGCGCAGAGGUCAGAAAGUGUGCCGCUUGAUAACAGCCCAUCAACCUCGCUUACUAGGAGUGAUAGCGGCAGAUUCAACUCGCCAACGUCGUCUGAGCUUAAGAAAAUACGAUCUUUGAAGCGGGAAAAAUCUAUUCGUCAGAGACGUGAAGAUGAUGUGCUAAUCAAGCGAUCACGGGCUUACAGCAAUGCAUAUGAACUAUCGUCUGACCUUCAGAAUAAGCAGGUUGAAAUGCUGCAGAAGAAAUACGGGGGAAGACUUAUAACAAAACGUGCAGCAACAAAAAUACAGGAAGCAUUUCGGCAAUAUUCUAUGACAAAAAAUUUUGAGAAAAUACGAAGUGCAAAGUCUGAAAAUCGUAUGAGUAGACGGUUUACUAAAUUUAAAGACUCGCCAGAAUGGAAUAAAAUGUUCAGUAAAUGCGUUGUGUCUCUAGAUUUUGAGCCUGGAGAAUCAACUGAUGAACGCUUCAAUAAGUCUGUUGACAUUGGAGAGGUUGCUCUAGUUAAUAAGUGUCUUGCUGAACUUACUGAAUCUGUGAAGCAUGAUAUUGUCGAGGACAGUGCUAAAACUUCCAUUCCAUCACUAAAUGAGAGUAAUGAGCUGUCACCAGAACAUAAACCAAUGUCUUUACCAUGUUCUCCGGAACAUAAACCUGAAAUUAGAGUGACUGAUCAUGAUGUUAUUACUGAGACCAAACAGGAUUUAGACAAAUCGCAUCUCAGCUCUGGACAGGAGAAACAAAACGCUGAAUCUCAAAAACCAAAUAUUGAGGAUAAUUUGGACUCAAAAAGAGGAUUUACUCUUGUGUAUACGAUCCACUUACACGAUGAAUCCAGUGAGGAACAGACGAUAGAAAGGGAACCUGAAGAUGUAAAAACUACACACAAAAGUGUGCAAAGUGUACCCAUAGACCCACAAAGUGUGUCCACGGACAUGGAAAGUAUAACGAAGGAUAUACCGAGUGAGGCCACCAAGCACCAUGAUCUGUCAGUGGAAAGUUCUCCAGAAACAAAGCAAGUGCAAAACGUAUCUUGUGAAGUGCCGUCUGUGGUUGUAGCUACCCCAGAGGGUAAAAAGACUGUUAUUGAAGGGGUAGAUAAUAAAAAGGCAACACCAGAAAGGACUUCUGUGCCUCCUGCCAAAACAUCUAGUAAGAAAAAGAGGCGUACUAGGGAGGAGGAGGAUUUUAUGAAACCUCAAAAAGCAGUUGUUAGAGUUAUAGGGUCUCAAGAACAGGUUGGAUCUCCUGUAUGGAGGCGGAAAAUGCUUGACAGUACAUCCUCUGUUAGUUCAGGUGCUAUCUCCGGUGUUAGUACUGGGAUGAGCAGUGGGUCAGGUAGCAAUAGGAGUAGUAUAUGUAGUAUAAGUAGUACUUCAACCAUAGCAAGUGUCAAAAGUGAUAUAAGUACAAGCAGUAGUAACAGUGAUAAACCAGCUAAGAUUAGUAAUGGAGUAGCUAAACCCAUGGACAAAUGUGAAAGUUUUGAAAGUUUAAGUACUGACGGUAGUUGCCAGUCUAUCUGCAAUGAGAGUUUUCAAGGAAGUAGUGACAGUAUCAGUCUGAUGUCGGAGAGUAUUAGUGUGAGUGAAGUUGAAGCAGUACAUGGUAGGAAAUUAUCACCAGCUCCAUCAAUCUCGCAUACUAAUGUCACUUUGAUGCCACUGACAGAGGAAAGAAAACGAAGAUACCGAGUGGGACUUAAUCUGUUCAACAAAAAACCAGAAAAGGGUAUGAAAUUUCUAAUUGAUAACAAGUUUUUGGAGAAUUCACCACCGGCUGUUGCCAAAUUUCUUCUGACAGCAAAAGGAGUUAGCAAACAAAUGAUAGGAGAAUACCUUGGCAAUUUACAAAAACAAUUUAACAUGGAAGUACUUGAUUGCUAUGUAGAUGAUAUAGAUUUGAUUGGUAUGCCAAUUGAUGAAGCACUCAGGAAAUUCCAAACCUAUUAUAGAAUGCCCGGAGAAGCACAGAAAAUAGAAAGACUGAUGGAGGCUUUUGGUCAGCGGUACUGUAUGUGCAAUCCACAGUUCGUGUCACGGUUUAAUAAUCCUGAUACUGUAUUCAUCUUAGCCUUUGCCAUUAUUAUGCUAAAUACAGACCAACACAAUCCUAAUGUCAAACCAGAAAGGAAAAUGAAAUUAGAGGACUUUGUCAAAAAUCUUAGAGAUAUAGACAAUGGUGAUGAUGUGGACAGGGAACUAUUAGUUGGGAUCUAUGAGCGCAUUCGAAGAAGUGAAUUUCAGCCUGGUGUGGAUCAUGUUACCCAGGUUCGGAAACUGGAAGAAAGUAUAGUAGGCAACAAACCAAUAUUAGCAGAACCAAAUAGAAGAUUGGUAUGUUAUGUUAGAUUAUUUGAAGUUUAUGAUCCCACAAAGAAAGACAAACUACACCAAAGAGAAAUCUUCCUUUUUAAUGACAUGAUUGUGAUCACUAAAAUCUUAAGCAAAAGAAAAACAGCCAUUACAUACAAUUAUAAGAAGUCUUUUCCUCUUCAUGGAAUAACAGUUUUAUUGUUUGAAUCACAGUACUAUCAAUAUGGUGUUAGACUGGCAAAAUCCGAGAAAAUCCUCAUCAAUUUCUCAGCGCAGAGUGAAGAAGAUAGAGCAAGAUUUGUGUCUGAUUUAAAAGAAGCUGUUUUAGAGAUGCAUGAAAUGGAAGAUUUAAGAAUAGGAGCUGAACUUCAAAAACAGACAUUAACACUGAAGAGGUCACUUGGUAGUGGUAGUGAUUCAGGAGUUGGACUUGACACUGAUAGCAUAGCAAAUGGUGAUCUCAGAGACAGCAUGGAUUCAUUGACAGUUACUGAUCGCAGUAAUUCUCUGAAACGCUCAGCACUCUCUAAUUCUUUAAUGGAUCUCAAAGAUACAUCAGGCAAGAAAGGUCGCCGAGACAGUGCCGGAUCUCUUGACAGUGGAAUGGUUAGUAGUGACCUAUAG
Saccoglossus kowalevskii is the source of this 3265-nucleotide messenger RNA. RefSeq names its product IQ motif and SEC7 domain-containing protein 1-like. NCBI's taxonomy places the organism in Eukaryota, Metazoa, Hemichordata, Enteropneusta, Harrimaniidae. Gene Ontology annotation, biological process: regulation of ARF protein signal transduction; actin cytoskeleton organization. The record is from RefSeq and is a predicted model, not a curated record. Gene Ontology annotation, molecular function: guanyl-nucleotide exchange factor activity.